This is a messenger RNA of Cooperia oncophora, 600 nucleotides long. NCBI's taxonomy places the organism in Eukaryota, Metazoa, Nematoda, Chromadorea, Rhabditida, Trichostrongylidae. The record is from the annotation of a GenBank genome assembly.
AUGACCGCGUAUCAAAUUACAAAUAUUCGAACAAGAAAACUCAAUCCAUCGGAUCCAGGCAAAAGCCUCUCAAUGGGAUUCGGUUUCGUUCAGUUCUACACUCAAGACGAAGCCAAACAAGCCAUCAAAGAGAUGCAGGGUGAACUUUUGGAUGGACAUAGCCUGGAGUUGAAGAUAUCACAUCGUGAACUGAAUGACAAGGACGCACUUAAACGGAAAGCGGUCUCUGCCACUGAACAGGGCACUUGUACGAAGUUGCUUGUUCGAAAUAUACCAUUCCAAGCAAGCGUCAAAGAAAUCGAAAGUCUCUUCGCGUCGUUUGGAGAGAUAAAGAGCAUACGAAUACCCAGGAAGCUGGGCAGUCGUGAUCAGCACCGUGGUUUUGGAUUUGUGGACUUCAUAUCAAUCGGUGAAGCCAAACGAGCUUUCGAAGCGCUGGUUCAUUCGACUCAUAUCUACGGAAGAAGAUUAGUGUUAGAGUGGGCGAAGAGUGAUGAUUCAGUGGAAGAGAUACGCGAGAAAACCGCGGAGAAGUUCAGGUAUCGUUGGAGUCGAAGAUUUUUCCGAAGUUUAUGGUUUUGCUUUUGUAUUCCAUUUUAG